UAGUAGACUAGUAGUAUAGAAAGGAGACCAUAAGAGUAGGUCAUAAAUAUUGAAGAGUAGGAGUAUAGAAAGGAGACCAUUGACCAUUGAACUAUUUGAUUUUAAAGAUGGAAACAACAGCAAACAGUGAAUACGAAGCAAGGAAAUUGGAAAAGGAGAGUUAAAUCAGCCCAGAAUUGGUGGAGGAACUAAGCUUGAAAAUAUUUGAGUGGUCAACCUUGUUUUCUUUGUAAUUCCAGUUCGUUGAAAUGGACAGCUUAGCAGACGAUCUACUGGUUGAAAUUUUCUGUCGACUACCAUGCGCAGAAGCAGUAAUUACGUGCAAGUGCGUCUGUAAACAAUGGCUGAGCUUGAUAUCUAAACCUCAACUCGUUGCUCGUUUCAUCGCUCACAACCUCAACAAUGGUCACAUUAACUCAAACAACAAGAAAAAACAUAGAAAUGAAGAACUAUCUUCUUUCACCUAUAUCGACCAGGGUGAAAACGAGGACGGGAAUAUCUUCUUCUUCCCAACAAGUCCCGUCUUUACCUCCCUCGACACCACCCUCGAUUUCAUUCCAAGUUACGAAAAUACUGCAAAAUCCCCUGUCAAAAUCAGAUCAAAAUGCAGUGACCUGAUCCUGUGUAGCAGACUACCACCAGAAGAAUUUUCCAGCAGAGUAUUACCUGAAGAACCUGAUCUUUACAUCUGUAAUCCUCGAUCCAAACAAUGGAUUCAGCUUCCCACACCAUCUCAUAAAGAACACCAUUGCUUAACCUGUUUCACUUGUGACCCUUAUUACGAAACAGGGAGUAGUAUUAGUCUCAGUACUUGUCGAUACAGUGUUUGUUAUGGCUUCGUUGUUAGUCGUUCAAGCAGCAGGGUGAAUCAACUUGAAAUGAAAAUCCUGUCAUCUGAAACUGGUGUUUGGAAGAAAGCAGUGUUGUUAUCCCCGAAGUUUGUUAAUUUUUGGUCUGCAAAGUUCAGAGACUGUUUUACAUACAAUGGAAUGGUGCAUUUCUGUACGGAUGAUGGUAUUAUCGGGUUUGACACGUAUAAUGUUAGUGCAGACGGUUUCAUCCAUGGCCGUGUUAUUCAGCUGCCUCUGCAUGAUGGUUCUAAUCAGUGUGGUGGUGAGUAUGUUGGAGUUUCCGGGGGUAAGAUAGUACUUUUAGUGUACUGCAGAUGUCUUAUGAGUCAACAACAACAACAACAACAACAACAACCUCAACCUGAUAAUACUGAUGUUUACAGCUUAAGGGUUUGGGAGCUUAAGGGUUACGAAACUGGUGAAUGGUUGAUGACGCGAAUUGUUCAUCUGAAUGAUUUGGUUGUAGAAGAUUCUGAGAUUUUUGAAAGCUUGGUAAGAAGAUAUCGUUGGAAUUUGUUGAUGAUACACCCAAAUGAUGCUGAUGUUUUGCUGCUGAUACUUGGUGAAAGAAUGGUUGAAUGCAAUUUAAGGGAGAAGACGUGGAAAUCAAUCUGUAGUAUUCCUUCUUCUCGGAAACGUUUAGGUCUUGUGUUCCCAUGGUGGCCAACACCACUAAAACAACUUCCCUGGUAAAUGUGAUUGAAGUUGAAAAGAAUGUAUGGAGUCUAGAUUGUGAAAACUAAUUGAUUAUCUGAACCCUAAAAGUCUUUAUUUUGUAUGGAACUGAACUUGGAAGACGUACGGAGUAUUUUUAUUUUUUUUUAACUUAAAUGAAAGUUGCAUAUUUUUCUUGAUUA
Messenger RNA from Spinacia oleracea (spinach), 1708 nucleotides. RefSeq lists its product as uncharacterized. NCBI's taxonomy places the organism in Eukaryota, Viridiplantae, Streptophyta, Magnoliopsida, Caryophyllales, Amaranthaceae. The record is from RefSeq and is a predicted model, not a curated record. Gene Ontology annotation, molecular function: protein binding. Bases 249 to 1544 code for a protein of 431 amino acids. The transcript is spliced from 3 exons.